Molecule: messenger RNA, 914 nt
Organism: Stomoxys calcitrans (stable fly)
Lineage: Eukaryota; Metazoa; Arthropoda; Insecta; Diptera; Muscidae
Product: trypsin delta
Exons: 2
Coding region: 15-827 (270 amino acids)
Biological process (GO): proteolysis
Molecular function (GO): serine-type endopeptidase activity
Source: RefSeq, a predicted model, not a curated record
CAAAAACUAACGCCAUGCAUUCGCAGCGGAUUCCAAAACAUCUUUUAUUUUGCCUACUUUGGCUUAUCCAUCAAGGAAAUGGAGCAGAAAAUCUUAAUGACACCGCUAAAAUGCAUUUGGAUACAAACUCUACACCUUUCCCUCCGCUCUUUCCACAAGGACGCAUAGUUAAUGGCAAUAGUGCCAAUGAGAGACAAUUUCCCUAUCAGGUAUCGUUGCGUUAUCAUGGCUAUCAUAUAUGUGGCGGAUCGAUUUUGUCGCAAAAUUAUGUGGUAACAGCGGCGCAUUGUGUGAAGAAUAAUCCUGCAUGGACUUUAACCAUUCGUGCUGGCAGUCGACUGGUAAAUAGUGGAGGCCAAGUUGUGCGCGUAUCUGAAGUCAAAAUACAUCCCUCAUAUCGUAAUUUUGGCAAUGAUAUAGCCCUAUUGAAAUUAUCACAGCCUGUGAAAUUUAACGAUACAGUAAAAGCUAUAGCCUUGGCUCGUAAGGCUCCGACCUCGGGUGCCGCUGUACUUACAUCCGGUUGGGGUCGUUUGGGCAAAAGUAUCCCAAAUACUCCACGAGUUUUACAAUACACCAUAUUGAACGCCCUUACCAAUGGCGAGUGUAAACGCCGCCUAUUAUUUGUUGAACCGAAUAUUUUGUGCUUGGCCCAUCCUGCUGGCAAAGGUGUUUGCAGUGGUGAUUCAGGUGGUCCUGCUGUAUAUAAAAAUGAAUUGGUAGGUGUUACCAAUUAUGUGGUGGCGGGUUGUGCCUCCGCUUAUCCAGAUGGUUAUGCCAAUGUGGCCUAUCAUUAUAAUUGGCUAAAAAGCAAUGCGGGAUUGUAGAAAUGAUAAAUCUCAAACAUCUUAAUUUUAUCGAUUAAGAGAAAAAUUUAAAUAUAUUUACAUUCUUUCUGGUUAUUUUAAAAUUUA